Messenger RNA from Opisthorchis viverrini, 1810 nucleotides. RefSeq lists its product as hypothetical. The record is from RefSeq and is a predicted model, not a curated record. Gene Ontology annotation, biological process: cilium movement involved in cell motility; cilium assembly. Gene Ontology annotation, cellular component: nucleus; microtubule cytoskeleton. The transcript is spliced from 5 exons. NCBI's taxonomy places the organism in Eukaryota, Metazoa, Platyhelminthes, Trematoda, Opisthorchiida, Opisthorchiidae. Bases 80 to 1417 code for a protein of 445 amino acids.
GGAAAACUUGCUGCUGUUCUCGUCUUAAAGAAGUCCUACUACCAUCUACAACAAACCAAGUGGCGUUCAGGAACACAGCAUGUACUGUGCUGACUCAAAAACGCUAAAUGAACUAAAAAUAUCACCAGAGACCUACCCAUGUGUUCCAGAAAUGGUCUACGCAGCAGACAAUGGUUUGCCUACAGGGUUGUCCACAGUCGGGUACCGAAGCAACAGAUAUACACCGAAAGAGGCAAAAGAAUUAUUGGAACAGCGCUAUGCCCAGAGUGACCAGAGUCUGAAUCUAUCUCAACGAAUUCGGAACGACUGCAACGACCUACUGUUAGAAACAGAUGCACUUUCGAAAAAGAACACCAACAAUCUUACACUCCGCUUAAAGGAGCGUUUGCACGAUACAAACUUCUGGAAAACAGAACUGGAGAGGGAAAUAGAUGAUAUGAUAAGAGUGACCGAUAAGCUGUUACAGAGAAAAAGAGAGCUAGAAAAUGCGUUACUGGUUGUAGAACAAGCCAUCCAUGUCUGUACGGACAACUUAAAUGCACGUAGACGGCAUUAUGGAGAGGAUCUUCAGCAAGAUGAUGUUGAACUCCAACUAAUUAAGGAACUCGACAUCCUGAACAAAUCAGCCCAAUUGUACAAACGCGCUAUUGAACAGUGCGAAUAUCAAAUUAAGCGAAACAGGGAUUCAAAACAAGACCUUGAGAUGAUUUGGAGUGAUAAACUGGAGGCCAGUCAGCUCUUGGAUCAAGCGGCUAAACUAGACGUGUACAGCACGAACAAACAAUUCUACCACGGUGAGGCAAGGCGUCAUCCUCUUGCAGCACAGUCGACCGUUGAGUCCUGGGCUCAGCAUACGCACGAUGCCAUAUUACGCUCAGAACAUGAAAGAAUGGCCAGUGAGGAGUUGUGGACUGUUACCACCAACAUCUUACAUGACGUGAGCAACGAUAUAGUGCAGCAGAAAGACACGGUCAAUGCAGUCUUGCAGAAACAUCUGACCAAACUGGAGAACGAAUUGUUCACCUACCAGCAGAAACUGAAGGAAACCACCGAUGAAAUCCGAGAAGUGGAGAAAACCAUUGAAGAUCUUCGCUGUGCAAUCUCAGACAAAGACAACUAUAUUAAGCUGGUACAAACCCGGCUACAUUUGCAUAACCAGCGUCCAGGUGUGGAUAAUACCCGCGACAGGCCACAAAAAGCCAUGUUGGACGAGCUGGUGGAUUUGGAAAAAAUUUUGGAUCGUUUGAAUGAUCAACUUGUUGUUGCCGAAACCAACCUUAAGCGACUGCAAGACAAUCAAAUGAUGCUAGAAAAGCAAGUUCAAUCCAAGCAACACGCAAUACAAGUCGACAGAGAUCAUGUGGUUCGCCAUCGUGAAGUGUUUCCAAACGCUAUUCACCUUCAAGGUCAUUAUUAAUCAAGCCAAGGAGAAGCAGGACAGCCAGUUAACGGAAAGACUGCCACCCAGUUCCUCAAUCAAGCAUGGGAAACCGGGCACCAUCUCCAAUUAUGUCAAAACUCAAAAAAUGUGUUGUUUUCUGCGGUGCUCACAAGGUACAUCACCUAUAAGUCUAUAAACGACUGACUUCUACAACCUAAACUUUAAACUUUGAAAACUACACUGACUGUGUAAAUCGAAACGUGAAAUUUACUGGGUCUUGGUUAGUAACAACAGAUAUUAUGAGCUCAUCGCACGCAUCGCGUUCAUACUGCGUUCUGCUGGGAACUAUGAUGGUUGCAUCUGAUGAGGAAACAUCUUCCGAAUUCCACUUAGUUCAUUCAUAUUCGUUAACAUCCUCCACGACGCCAC